This is a messenger RNA of Mycena citricolor, 5175 nucleotides long. Lineage: Eukaryota; Fungi; Basidiomycota; Agaricomycetes; Agaricales; Mycenaceae. The record is from the annotation of a GenBank genome assembly.
GAUGUGAGAAAGAGAGGAUAUACGUCCGUGUGAAUAACUGUCAAAACUGCCACGACAACCGAAUCUGCAAUCGGGCCGACAUCGGCUCCUUCAUCGGGUUUGUUGUUUUUCAGCUUUCGCGAGACGCGAGGUGUGUCGACACAAUCCAGGGUCGUUUCUAUUGCAAUGCACGCGUCUACGAAUGUGGACAUGAGUAUUUCCAAACGGAUGCAGUCAUGUUGUGCUACAUGGGCGUGACAGGUUGAACGGCUUCGCAUCAAGUUCUCACUCACUCACUACUUUCUCUCACUCGACCAUCUUGUCCGCCAGGGCGUUGGGCGGCAUGGACCCCUCUCUCAGUCUGUCUGGUCUUCACCAAGUGGAUCAGAAGGAUGACAAGGGAGACGUGAAACAGGUGGUAAAGACUCUGAACAGAGUGCCUCGCGCUUGCGUAAGAAUCGCCGCACGACAGCCCGUUCUCGUGUCUACGUACUGAAUCCGUGUUCAGAAUGCUUGUAGGAAGCAGAAAAUGCGGUGCGAAGGAGCCGACAAUCCGCCAUGUAGACGUUGCCGUACCAUGAACCAAGAGUGCUUGUUUGAAAAGCCCUCGCGGGAGGCAAGUCUAACGGGAGAAGCUGGACUCGAACGCAUACGAAGCCUAGAGGCAUAUGUUGCGGAUAUCAGGCACACGCAAAGCUCCAUUCAAAACUCGGUUGCCGAAAUCUUGGCCCACCUUCGGGGUGGCGCAGUGCAUGCACGUUCCCCAACGUACACACCCCAUCCGUACAGCCAGUCACCCAGUCUUCAUUCGCCAUCUGUGAACACAAGCCAAGUGCAUCCACACGGGAGCGAUGGCGGACCGCAGACACCGACAAACACUUUCGCGCAAGCACCUCCUACGCGCCAGUCGCGUGGAUCCCUACCACCUGCGCCUCCUUCAGCACAUGCUGGUCCCUCGCAGCAUCCAGGCGCGUAUUCGCACUACCGGAACUCGGGCUCGAGCUCGAACUAUGCGAUCGCUGGUCCAGCACAAGGACCUGUUCUCCCUCCGUUCUCCAGUCUUCCGAGUAUGGGGCCGCCAACUGCUCAGGCGUCUAAUGUCUCUUCGGUCCGCUAUGAUAGCGCACAUGCGCAUCCUGGCCUCAGACAACAUGGGAAACGAGGGCAAGGGUCAACGAAUGUGACGAGUGCAGAAUCGUCCGAUAUCGACGACGAAGACAACGGGGAUCUGCCCGACUCUGGACUGGUUGCACCGCUGGAGGUUCUCCGCGGAUUGGCUGAUGUGGCAUUUGAGCGGGCUGCCAAGGAGAACGGCGGAGACAGCAGCGGACCUCAGAGUCGGAAUAGAACACCUUCACCCGACAGGCAGAAUCGCAAACGUCGAAAGCUGCAUCACACAGGUCGACCUGCGAUGGUGUUCCCCGACGUGGUCACCAAAAAUAUCGUCUCAGAGGCAGAAGCGCGGGAGCUGUUCCAAAUGUAGGCCAACGCACUCAUCUGAGCCCCAGUUGACGGUUUCCUGUUGCAGCUUUUACCGCGGCUGUUCGACCUUCCUGCCGGUGUUCGAUUCUUCCUGUGACACGUUCGAUGAGCUCCACGAGCGAUCGCCUUUUGCCGUUGAUUGCAUCUGCAUGGUGGCCGCAAGAGUUCGAGAUGGCGGUGGCAAGUCGACCAGUCGAUGAACUAUCGAGAACACUCACAAUUUUUCAGGGCCACCUAGCCAGACGUAUAUUCAGACUCUAGAAGAGGUCCAGACUAUCUCUCGGGCAACUCUUUUCUCUCCUGUGCUAAGACACGAAGCAGUGCAGGCUAUGAUAUUGGUUGCCGGCUGGUCCGAAAACGGAUGGCUCAGCGGAGGUCAUGCUGUCAGGAUGGCCCUGGAACUUUCUAUGCACAAGGCUUGGCCAGCUCUUCUCAAGCGCAUGAAUGUCAAUCAGAUUGAUCUCAAUGCUGACCGGGAAUUGGUAAUCGCGUCAAGAAUCUGGUUCUGCCUCUAUCUCUUCGAACAUCAAUUGUCAUACGGGACCGGCCGACCCGCUGUGCUCAAGGACGAUGAAAGCAUCGGCCAUUGCCGUUUGCUCUUGCAACAUCCCCUCGCCAUUGAAGAUGACAUGCGGCUAGUCUCCACCGUGGAACUAAUGGCUCUGCGGGAAAGAGUUCAUAAUGCACUCUCACCGUUCGAAGGGCCCGUCAAGGACGGCCAUUUUGAAGAGCUUCGACGUGCGGAUGUCAACUUCCGUAGCUGGUAUGCUACUUGGGAUCAAGCUUUCUCUCAAAAAUACGAAGACGCCGCGUUCUAUCGACAAUCGUUGCAAAUUCAGCAUCUGCAUGCGGAACUGUUUCACAACGCAACUGCGCUCAGAGGACUGAAUGGCCCCGACGACGUUAUGAACAUGCCGGCCCAGCAGAGAUCGCUCGCUUUGCGUUCCAUUCAGAUUGCCCGUCAAGGCCUCGAUCUUACUGUGAAUAGCCCAGCGUACAGGGAAGGGAUGAAAUAUGCCGUGAACUAUACCCAUGCGACAGCGACUUUUGCGGCUUCAUUCCUUUUGCGACUUUCGCGACUGUUCCCUAACGACAGUGAGAUGCCGGAAGUGAGGACACAAGUGGAACGUCUAGCUACCCUGAUGGCCGAAAUCCCUGCUAAACAGUAUGCUCUGACCCUGCAAGUCAUGCUGAAAAGAUCGAGAAAACGCAAGUCUGGAUCAUCAACCUCGCGCUCGCCAAAAACUGCCCGCGAUCCCCACCGUCCCAUGUCCAUGACUAUCGAUCAAAAUCAGCCAAGUAGUGCCCAGCAGCAGGAGCCGUUCUCGCCUGCUUACGAAACCUUUCCUGGCCAAGGUCAGCACGUACCUCACAUGCAGGAUGCAGACCACAUUUGGCGCGGAUUCGAGACGACUUCGAACGAACAGCUGCCUGUCUGGAUUUCGGAUCAAACUUUGGGCGGAAACACCCUGUCGCAGCACGGCAUGAAUGCUUUUCUCUUGCCUCAGGACUAUUUUCCGCCGGCCACGCAAAUCUGGUGAAAGAUGGGAACAGAAAAAUGUGUUUUCCCCCUUGUUAUCUCCUAUGCGAUCAUACUUGUUUUGCAUAUCUUGGACCACUACUGUAAAGUUUGUGUAACGUUUCAUUAGGUUCUGUGCUGUACAAACGACGUGUAUAUCUUCCAUCAGUGUCACGAGCAGCCAAUAAUCACGUGUGUGUGACUGACGCGCUUCGCAUCCUUCUCAGCUUCACUGCCAAUGCCGGCUCUCAAACGCAAGGCCAGCGGAGGACUGUCCACGUCACCCACCAAGCGUGCGGCGCUACAGAAGCCUCAACUCUCCACUAGUCCUAGCAAGCAGCGGGGCGGGGCGGGGCAGCGAAUACUCAAGCGAGAAGAUAGCGAGGAUGAGCUCAAUGCGUUCCUCCCACGUACGCGCUCGGGCAAGGUUCGACCUAUCGAACCUCCCCCCAAAACGCCUCCGCGCCGGAAAUUGGAGACCUCUACUUCCCAUCGCGAUAUCCAGGGAGACGAGACGGAGUCCCGACCAACAUCACCGACGAAACGAGGUCGCCCUCCAAAGGCCGAACCUAAAGCUGUCAAGAGCCUCACCGCUGACCCACCCCGCGAGCUGGCCAAAAGCUCUCCCCGGAAGACGAUUUCCCCCGCUCGCUCCCCCACGCCGCCGUCUGUGGCUGAGUCUAUUGAAGAUGUGGAUCCCGAGCUGGAGGAGAGGAGUGAAUUGCAGGUGGAGGCUCAGCUUGUGGCUGAACAACUCAGAGUUUUCACCUCAGAAUCCGGUUCUCCACUGCCUAUGGAUGACAGGCCUAUAUCUCCUGCACUCUGCGAUGCACGCAGGCAGAGCAUCUUUCGAGCAAUACAAAGUUCGGAUUGCUGGAUGGAACCCGAAAGCUCUGCGAAUCAUAUUGCUUUGAAGCAGCUUCAUGAUUUGCUCACUGGUACGGUUGUGAGAGGGGAGGGGAACAGUUGUUUAUUGCUGGGACCUAGGGGGAGCGGGAAGACCGGAAUUGUGGACAGAUGCAUAGGAUUACUCGAGGAAAAGCCGAUUAUCAUCAAAUUGUGCGGCUGGGUACAGCAUACAGACAAGCUGGCCAUGCGCGAAAUCGCGUACCAAAUCGACCAACAAACGGGCGGGUCUUUUCUCAUUGAGGACGAGGGGGCAGAGGUCGAUCCCUUCUUGGAGACCCCAACCGGGAUACAUAGUGGGCAGCCGCCAGCAACACAUCUGUCCAAGUUCAUCUCCUCUCUGCCUACUCUCAGUCGUGCCACGGUCGUCGUGUUGGACGGGUUUGAUCUAUUUGCCCAGCACCCUCGGCAGUCGUUGUUGUAUUGUCUUUUGGACACGGUCCAAAGCUGCCGGGCUGAGGCUGGCAAGAAAGGGAUAGCUGUGAUCGGGACCACCGCUCGCGUUGACACGAUCAAUAUUCUCGAGAAACGCGUCAAAAGUCGAUUCUCGGGGCGCAUGUUUCGGACUGCAUCUCCUGGAAACUGGGAUGAUUGGAGAGGCUUCACGAGGAAAAUUCUGUGCCAGAGUCUCGAGUCCUUUGCCGAUUUUGAUGGACAAUGGGAGCGCGCAGUGGAUUCGUUCCUUCAAGACGAACUGACCCAGUCAGUGUUCAAGGAAACUCUCAGCGUAACUCGGGAUGUCAGAGUGUUCAAUCGGAUACUGACAGCGAUGGUUGUUCAACUGUCUCCAGACGCGCCUUAUCCCACACCAAAACAGCUAGCACACGUGGCAUCAAUGCAGCGCACUCGAGUAGGGUUUCCGUCUGUAGAGGGUCUGCCUUAUCCAGCGCUCUGCUUGCUAGUUGCUUGUAUGCAUUCAGAAACCGCUGGACACUCAAUAUUCACCUUCGAGAUGCUUUACGAGAGAGUUCGGGACCAAAUUCGGGUUUCCGCUUCCGCCCCCGUUGAAGUCAAGGGAACCAGUGUGGGGAUGCCGCAGUGUUCUAGGGCGGUGCUUUCCAGCGCUUUCGAAACACUGGUGUGCACGAGUAUCUUCAUCCCAUCUGUUGCUCCAGCAGCAGGAAUUGCGAAAGAGUUCGCGAAAUACCGCUCUCAUGUAGGCAGAGAAUGGAUUCGUAGAGCUCUGCAACUCAAGAACGACAUGAAUCUGAAUAGAUGGCUUGGGAAAUCGUAGAAUAGGGGCAUCAAUUAUUACAACUGUAAUUUGUAUCACUUCACUUCUUUCAACC